UGGGCGCUGGGUCGCAGCCCUGGUGCCCCCCCCCCGCCAACCCACACGGGCAGCCCAAGGGGGGGGCGACUGCUGGGACACCCCCCCCCCCCAGAAGGGAGCGGGGCGAGGGCUGGGGCGCCUCUUCUUCUUCUUCUUCCCAGGCAGCCCUCUGGAAGUGUGCCCCAUCCAUGAUGGGGCUGGGGGGGGAGGUGAGCGAAGCGCACCCCCCCCCGAUGAUCUCCCAUCCCACGGGCACCCCCCUCGUCUCCCCCGAAGCCUUUGGAAGCCGAGGAGGCGGCCUCCCCCUCCCCAAAAGUCACGUGUGCAGCAGAGCCUGGCUGGCCCCCCCAUUGCCGAGCCCCCUUCCCCCCCAGCUCAGCUCCUUCCGUGCCCCCCCCCCGCGCCCAUUGAUUGCCCCACAAGGGCGAGCCUGGGAGCGGAGGAGGGGGUGGGGGGCAGCCAAGAGACCCCCACUCGCUCGCUCGCCCGCCCAGCCUCCUCCAGUGCCCAGAGUACCCUGGCAUGAAGGGGAAGCAGGCGUGCCCCUCCCUUGCAGCAGCGCUAGGAAGGGAAGGGGGUGCUGCACCCCCGGGCGCCCAGGCAUGUGGCUGGACUACAAGGCCCAUCAUCUCCCCCCACCACAGGGGCUGAAGGCAUGUCGGGUGAUUCCCGGGGUGUGUCAGGCUGUUUGGAACAGGGGCUUCCCAACUUGGGUCUCCAGAGGUUGCUGGACCACAACUCCCAUGAUCCCCAGCCACAAAGGCUGGACAAUAGCUAGGAGGCCAAGGCUGAGAACCCCUGAGAUAUGGACCCAGGCUCUGUGUUCUGCUAUGAAUAGGAGCUGGGGAGGGACCCAGAGGCCUUCCUUCAACAAGAAGAGCCCUGCUGGAUCAGGCCCAAGGAGGCCCAUCUAGGCCAGCAUUCCGUUUUGCACCAUGGCCCACCAGAUGCCGCUGGAAGCCUACAGGCAGGAUUUGAAAGAAGCAUGCCCUCCCUCCGGCCGUUACUCCCCUGCAAAUAGUACUCAGAGGCCUCCUGCCUCUGAGGCUGGAGGUGGCCUAUAGCCCUCUGACUAGUAGCCAUUGAUAGACCUCUCCUCCAUGAAGUUCUCCAAACCCCUCUUAAAGCCAUCCAGGUUGUUCACUGUCCCCACAUCUCAUGGCAGAGAAUUCCACAAGUGGAUUCUGCGUUGUGUGAAAAAGUACUUCCAUUUGUUGGUCCUAGAUUUCCUGGCAAUCCAUUUCAUGGGAUGACCCCUGGUUCUAGUGUUAUGUGAGAGGGAGAAGAAUUUCUCUCCAUCCACUUUCUCCACCCCAUGCAUGAUUUUAUAGACCUCCCUCAUGUCUCCCCGCAGUUGUCUUUUUUCCUUAACUAAAAAGCCUCAGGUGUUGUAGUCUUGCCUCGUAAGAAAGGUGCUCUAGGCCCCUGAUCCUCUGGGUUGCCCUCUUCUGCACCUUCUCAAGUUCUACAAUGUCCUUUUUUAGAUGUGGUGACCAGAAUUGUACGCAGUACUCCAAGUGUGGCCACACCCUAGUUUUGCAUAGUUUUCCCCCCUCUCACUGGGCUGUCCUGCCCCCAGAGUAAGCUUAAACGAUGCACACGCACAGAUGCUCUGCUUGAAGUGGACUCAGAGCAGGUGGGUGAGGGUGCAGCAGGGAAGUGUCAGGACUGGAGGGGGCGGAACUGGGGCAGUGCAGUGGGGCUGCAGGGUGGCUGGGAGAGCAGAAGCCUGUGCCCUGAGGCAGACAAGAAUGUGUGGGGGUACUUGGGGGGAGGGCGGGAAAGAGAAGCUCAUGCAGCUUGCUGGCACAGUCCCAAGCGCCCGGCUGCUCGCCUUGGUGACACAGUCUUAAGCACUUGGACUCUGAAGCCAGGCCCACAAAAUGCAAAGGGACUUACUCUCGAGUAAAGGUGCAUGGGAUUGUAGGCUUCACAUCCAGUGUUGAAGCCCACGAUUUGGGGGUUUGCUUGGCCCGGCAGUUUUGUCACAGUUUCUUCCCAGUGUGUAUGUGGGUUACGGUGGCUGGCAUGCAACACACCUUGUGCCAUGAUUUUUAGUGCUGCUGCUGCUGCUGUGAUGCAGCCUUGGCUGUGGAAACACUCCUCCCCACAUCCACUGAGAGCCCUUCUCGCGCCCCCCACCCCCAGUCACCGUUCUUGCCUACGGGGGCCUCAGAGCUUCUUGCUGCCCUUGGAGGAGGGCUAGUAAAUGCACGGACUGAGCCCCACUGGAGCAGGCCAAGCUGUUGUGAGGCGCUGCCACUUGUGAGUCAGAGAGGCCUGAGGCGGAGGGAGGCCAGGCUGCCGUCCUGCCUGCAGGUGUUUUGAAAGCCUGUAUGGCAGGUGGAGCUAACGUCUUCUGCAGAGGAGAGUUUUUGCCAGCUGCUGCUUGUUCUGACCUGCCUAGUUAUGACAUAUAUUUUUACGGAUAGUCCACCUGGCAGGACCUAAUUGGCGAAGGAACUAGUUUUGUCUUGCAUGGAACUGAAGGCAAGUGCUUGACUGAGGACUAGCCUCACUGAAAAGCUGAUGACAGAUAUACCAACAAAUGCUGCUUGAAUCUAUUGUCUUUUUGUCCCACCUUUCCAUCUUUUAGGAAAGCUGCCAUCCUUUUUAAUGUUAAAAGAGCAGCAGGUUCCACAGCAUGUUUCAGGUGCCGAUGCCUUUGGACCGGGACGGGACUCUCUUCCGGCUCCGUUUCACCACCCUGGCAGUUGGGACAGUGUGCUGCCCACUCUUUGGGUUCCUCUUCUGCGUGAUCUGGUCCUUGUUCUUCCACUUCCAUGAAAGCACGGCUACCCACUGUGGCGUCCCCAACUACCUCCCCUCCAUCAGUGCUGCCAUUGGCGGGGAGACUCCUGAGCGCUACAUGUGGCGUUUCUGCAUUGGGGUGCACUCAGCCCCCCGCUUCCUGGUAGCAUUUGUCUACCGGAGCCACUAUCGUAGCUGCCACUGCACACACCCCAGAUACCUCCAGCUGUGCAACGCGGCCUUCACAUUCAACCUGCUGGAGAAUGUCGCCCUUCUGCUGCUCACCUACGUCUCCUCCUCUGAAAACUACCUGAUCCAUGAGAAUGCGUUCAUCCUCUUCAUUGUUUCAGCCCUCAGUCACAUGUUGUUGACCUGCAUCUUGUGGCGAAUGACUAAGAAGCACACAGAGCGCCGGUCCUACAAGUGGAAGUUCUGGCUCUUCCUCUUCAACCUCUUGGUGUUCUCGGUGGCCGUGGGCUUCUACUUCCGCCACAACUGGUACUGUGAGCCAGGAGUUUACACGGCCUUUGCCUUCCUGGAGUACCUGGUGGUCUUCUCCAACAUGGCCUUCCACAUGACGGCCUGGUGGGACUUUGGCAACAAGGAGCUGGUGGUCAGCUCUCCCCCGGAGGACAAGCGCUUCUAGCCCCCCCCGGGGCCUGGCCGGCCAGCCAGCCAACCUCCCCCUGAGAGAGAAGCCCCUCCGGGUUCCCUGGGAAGGUCUCCAGCCUGCUGCGAGAUGCUGAUCUUUCCGGCCAGCCCUGGAGCCUCUGCCAAAGGAAGCCUGCGGAGGGCGGAUGAGAAGCAGCCAGGCGCUGGAGGCCUUUGGGACUGCCCGCCACAGGGGAGCUGGCUGCACAGGGCUGGCUUCUCUCCAGACAAAUGGGACUCUUGGGUCUUUGGGCGGAGAAGCCCCACGGGAUGCUGCUUCUCAACUGCGUGCGUGUGGGUCAGGAUGGCGGGAUCGUCCUCCUUGCUGACAAGGUGGGCUUAGGGGACCAGGCUUCCCGUGGCUCCUCUGCACUGGGGCCUACGCAGUGAGGGCGAGCAAGUGUCCCGGAUCAGCCCUGCCUGGUGCGGAGGGGGUCUCUUCCUCGCCCUGGGCAGCUGCAGCCCAUGCAGGGGGCUCCUCCGGUGGGAUCCCCCCACCAGCCAAGCAGCCUGCUCUGCGCUUGACAGUUGGGCCAGAAUGCGAGAGGAGCCAAAGGCGGGGGGGGGAGGGGAGUGCCCUCCUGAAUCGGGACUGCCCCUCUGCCGCCCCCCCCCCCCGGCAUCUGCACUGAGGCUCCCUCAGGUGGGGGCUUCUCUGCUGGCAGCUGAAACGGCGUCUGGGCCGGUUUGGUGCUCCUGCGGCUUCCCGGUGACCUCAGGGAGGGGCUUCCCUCUGCUGGCGCUCCUUGCUUGGAGACGUUGAGGGCCCCCCGCCCCCGUUUCCGGGAUUCUUGGGGGUGGGGGCGGAGGGCGGACAGUGGAGAAGGCCGGCAGGCUUGCUGGGCUGGACGAGGGCGUUCUGAAGGCAGCCUCUGAGUUGACCCUCUAGAGCUCAGCUCCGGUGGGGGGGGGACUUGGGGGGGGGCUGGAGUGGAGGGAGGAGGGGCAGCAGCAAGUCCCUGGCCGUUCAUGCCCAAGCCCACGGGCUUCCCUGGCCCGCCCACCCUGGCCCUGGCCCUGGCCCUGAAAGGAAGGAGCACAAGCCUUUCUCUCGGCGGGGGGGGUGGGAAGUGUGGGGUGAGUGUCCGCUCCCCUCCCCUGCACGGCCUGAGGCCCACCCGGUCUUCGGGCUAGCAAGGGAGGCCUCCUCGUGGGCCGGGUUGGUCUCCCUCCGAGUCCCCAAGGCCUGGUGGGCAGAAUCCAGAGGCAGGCCUGCUGGGCGGAGAGCUGGGCCCAAGCAGGGCUCUCGGCUGCAGGGGAGGCGGGCAGAGCUCCAGGGGACUCCCCAGGAAGGGGGAGGCCUGCUGGGCAGCGGCCCUGUGUCCGGCCCACCGGUGUGGAGCAGCCGCCCAGGAUCAGAGGGCUGGGGCCGGGGCCAGUGGCAGGGAGCUGCGGGGUGUCUUCUUCAGUCCGCCUCUCCCGGGGGGCAUUUCUCAGCUGACCGAGCGCCACCCGCCACCCUGGAAGGCAGCUCCUGUCCGUGUGUGCACUGUGCCAAUCUGUGCUACUCUUGUCGGGUGUGUGUGUGUGUGUGUGUGUGAGAAAGUAUGUGAGACUUUUGUACUGCCAGAUGUCUAUUUCCAUUGGAUUCCUGCUGCCGAGAUGAAAUAAAGCACUGAAUAUUUUUCA
Molecule: messenger RNA, 5013 nt
Organism: Hemicordylus capensis (graceful crag lizard)
Lineage: Eukaryota; Metazoa; Chordata; Lepidosauria; Squamata; Cordylidae
Gene: PGAP2
Product: post-GPI attachment to proteins 2
Exons: 6
Coding region: 2627-3379 (250 amino acids)
Biological process (GO): GPI anchor biosynthetic process
Cellular component (GO): Golgi membrane; endoplasmic reticulum membrane
Source: RefSeq, a predicted model, not a curated record